Molecule: messenger RNA, 1049 nt
Organism: Brassica oleracea var. oleracea
Lineage: Eukaryota; Viridiplantae; Streptophyta; Magnoliopsida; Brassicales; Brassicaceae
Product: probable pectinesterase 29
Exons: 2
Coding region: 3-992 (329 amino acids)
Biological process (GO): cell wall modification
Molecular function (GO): pectinesterase activity
Source: RefSeq, a predicted model, not a curated record
UAAUGGCAACUCAUCGAAUUUUCAUCGCUUUUGUCAUUCUUUUUUGUUGUUUCUGUCUACCUCAUCUAAUAGAAGCUGAACAAGUGUUCGUGGAUCAAUCCGGCAAUGGCAAUUUCACGACAAUACAAAAAGCUAUCGAUUCGGUUCCAGCCAACAAUCGUAAUUGGUUCUUCAUCAACGUUGCAGCCGGCCUUUACAAGGAGAAAAUAAAGAUACCACGUGAUAAACCCUUCAUUGUACUAGUGGGAGCUGGAACGAGGAAAACUAGGGUUGAAUGGGACGACCAUGCCACGACUGAGCAAAGUCCUACUUUUGCUACUUCCGCAAAUAACACCGUCGUUAAGAGCCUCACCUUCGUGAAUACGUAUAAUUUACCGAAUAACGGGAAAGUGAACAAAAAUAUCACUCAAGCGGCGGCGGCGAUGAUCGAAGGUGAUAAGUGUGCUUUUUACUCGGUAGGGUUUGCUGGAAUUCAAGAUACCUUGUGGGAUAAGAAUGGUCGACACUUCUUUCACCGUUGCACUAUCCAAGGCGCCGUUGAUUUCAUCUUCGGGAGCGGCCAAUCUAUUUACAAGAAUUGUGAUAUUCAAAUGCUAGGAGAGACCCUAGAACCCGGGGCUGGAUACAUAACGGCUCAAUCACGGGCACUUCCGGAGGAUGCGGAUGGAUUCGUGUUCAUAGAUAGCCUUGUUCACGGAAACGGAACGGGGAAGGCUUACUUGGGCAGACCGUGGGGGAAUUACUCUCGAGUGAUCUUUUGCAACACUGAGUUGACCAACGUGGUUGUUCCCGAAGGUUGGGUCGCAUGGAACUUAGUGGGCCGCGAAUCACAGACGACGUAUGCAGAAGUUCGAUGCUUUGGAAGUGGAUCUAGCACGAGGAAACGUGUGAGAUGGGUUAAGAAGCCGAGUGAUCCCAUCGUUCAAAGUUUGUGUAGUCUCGACUUUAUUAAUAAUGGUGGGUGGGUUCAAAAUUUGCCCAUUCGUGGUUGAUUGAUCUCAUUGCUUCUGUUUAUCUUGUUUUUUUUUUUAGUUUCAUAUUUUAUCAUU